Molecule: messenger RNA, 1662 nt
Organism: Ilex paraguariensis (yerba mate)
Lineage: Eukaryota; Viridiplantae; Streptophyta; Magnoliopsida; Aquifoliales; Aquifoliaceae
Source: the annotation of a GenBank genome assembly
AUGGAAGACGAGCCCUUUUUGUAUGAUGCCCUAAGCCCCCUCUCCACCGCUGACCAGCCAGCGCCGCCGCCGCCGUCCUCCGACGACUCCGAACCCUACGUCGUGUUGCGUAAUCAAAUUUCUCUAUCUUCUAUUCGAUACCCCUCACUGGAAGUCGCCGCACCCGAUUACUUCUCUCUCGACGUCGACGCCGUCGCCGAGGAACCGAACGAGCCUUUGAUUUAUACUCCGUCUCCGACACCGAUUCGGGAAACGGAGCGGAGGCUUGAGGGGAAUUGGUUUCGGGCCAAUUGUCGGUUCAAGAGCCCCAUGCUUCAGCUACACAAAGAGAUACUGGAUUUCUGUGAUUUCCUCUCUCCAACUCCAGAGGAGCAAGCUAUCCGUCUUGCAGCUGUAGAGAGUGUCUUUGGUGUAAUUAGAUAUAUCUGGCCUAACUGUAAGCCAGAAGUUUUUGGGUCGUUCAAAACAGGCCUUUAUCUUCCAUCUAGUGAUAUUGAUGUUGUAAUUUUGGGGUCAGACAUCAAAAGUCCUCAAAUUGGCUUACAUGCUCUUUCUAGAGCCCUAUCCCAAAGGGGCAUUGCAAAGAAGAUACAGGUGAUUGCAAAGGCUCGUGUGCCAAUUAUCAAAUUUGUGGAGAAGAGAAGUGGUGUUGCAUUCGAUAUAAGUUUCGAUGUGCAAAAUGGACCAAAAGCUGCUGAGUUUAUAGAGGAUGCUGUAUGUAAGUGGCCUCCAUUGCGGCCCCUGUGUCUGAUAUUGAAAGUUUUUCUUCAACAAAGAGAGUUGAAUGAGGUAUAUUCUGGUGGAAUUGGUUCCUAUGCGCUCCUUACGAUGCUCAUAGCAACGAUGCAGAGUCUCAGUGAUUGCCAAGCUUCUCCUGAACGUAACCUGGGAGUGCUUUUGGUCAACUUUUUUGACAUUUAUGGACGCAAACUGAAUACAUGCGACAUUGGUGUAUCUUGCAGUGUGGGAGGCACAUUCUUCCUGAAGAGUUGUAAAGGGUUUUCAAUUAAAGCACGACCAUUUCUUAUCUCCAUUGAGGACCCACAGGCACCAGAGAAUGACAUAGGGAAGAACUCCUUCAACUAUUUCCAGGUUAGAUCUGCUUUUGCUAUGGCUUUCUCAACGCUGACAAAUGCGAAGACCAUUUUGGGCCUGGGCCCAAACAGGAGCAUUCUUGGUACCAUAAUAAGACCAGAUAAAGUACUGUUGGAACGAAAAGGGGGGCCUAAUGGCGAGGUGACAUUUAAUAACUUGCUUCCAGGGGCCGGAGAACCAUUGCAGCAACAGUGUAGUAAUCAGCAGGGAAUCUAUUGUAAUUGGCAGAUAGAUGAUGAAGAACCACCGCUGCCCCGAGGAAAUGCUAUUGUGGAUGCUAGUAGUGCUCAGUCCUCUGGAAAGAAGAGGAAGUCGUCAAAAGAAAAGAAGGUUGUUAAAAAGGUGAAGGAAAAUGGGGAUUUGGGAAUGGUCAGACAUCAAGAAAAUGGCUUUAGGAAGGAGAAGAGUGUGAAGAAGCAGCGUUGGAGACGUUAUGGGAAUGGUGGUGAAAGCACUGGUUACAGUUAUCAAGGUGGAGCUGUUGGAACAGGUUUUGUUCAGCUUGGGGAGGUUUUGAUCCGAGGUGUUGAGGAUGAGGAUCCACAGAGAGCUUCGGGUUGGAUUUGA